AUGUAUGGUCCCCAAGAGAGGGACCUACCAUCGAAGAAGCCUGUAGGAUAUAUUAGAUUAGAUUAUAAGGGUCCCUACGGAACCCCGAAGGGACAGGACAGGCCGCCUCCCCGGGUUCCGGGGAGGGACCCUCCACCAUCCCCUCGGGAUGUACCAUUGAACCCCCUGAAGAUAAGUAUCCCCCACUCUUUCAAAGAGUGGGGAUCCGAAAGGAU
Messenger RNA from Sphaeroforma arctica JP610, 215 nucleotides. RefSeq lists its product as hypothetical. The transcript has a single exon. The annotation marks the transcript as partial. The record is from RefSeq and is a predicted model, not a curated record. Lineage: Eukaryota; Ichthyosporea; Ichthyophonida.